AUGAAAAAUUAUUUUUUUUUUUUUGACAAUUUUUUAAAUAACUAUCCUUUAAAAUUAAUUCCCACCAACUUAGGAUAUGAUAAGUUUUCAAAAACGUUAAUCGAAAAUGUAACAAAAAUCGGAACAUUUUUCAGAACAAUGUUACCAAUAUUUAUUCCACUAUCUAUAUAUCAAUAUAUAAGACAAGUUGAUAGAGAUCGUUAUGCCGAAGAAAUUUUUUACGAGCAUUCAAAGAGUGACAAUUUGAAAAGCUUUUAUGAUUCGUCAACGAAAUAUAAAAAUAUAAAAAACUGGAGAAUACAAUAUGAUUUAUAUUUAAUUGAUAAAGCUGUUAAUUCAUAG
Molecule: messenger RNA, 342 nt
Organism: Plasmodium yoelii
Lineage: Eukaryota; Apicomplexa; Aconoidasida; Haemosporida; Plasmodiidae
Product: conserved protein, unknown function
Exons: 2
Coding region: 1-342 (113 amino acids)
Source: RefSeq, a predicted model, not a curated record